AUGGGCGCAGGGAAGGUCUAGAGGAGGUGGUGCUUCGGUUCUCGGUUCUCUGACUGGCAGUUCGUUGCCGUUGCUUGGCAGCCUUAGCAGAAAUCCCCAGGACGAGACUAUAAAGAGAGAACAAGGAAAGCGUGUGUAUGACUGUAUCGGGGCUGCAGUGGAAGCUUUUUAUAAUAAUAAUAAUAAUAAUAAUAAUAAAAACGGAACCAUUAUCCGGCGCUUUUAUUUAGUCCUACAUCGUUAAAAAUUGUAAUUUUGUUCAUAAGAAGAAAUAGGAGGCUGUAUAAUUUGAAUCGACAUCAUAAUUUCCCGUUUUUACCGUUUUUAUUCUGGUUUAAAAAUCUAUAAUACUAUGGACUCUAGUCAAGACUGAUAUGUAAGGGAUUGUGGUGUAUGUUUUUUUUUUUUUAAUUAUAAUUUUUAUUUGUAAUUUGUAUUAGCUAAACUGCGGUUUCAGAAGAAGUGAGAAUAAUUAACCUGGUCGGUUUCUUUGGAAUGUAUCUCUUACUUUCAAAUACCAGACGCUACACAGCAGAAAAAGGAGAUUAAUUUUUUUCGUUGCACCAAAUCUCACAAUGUAUUUUGUCUUGGCUAAAAUGCUGUAGCUACUUACAGUCUUCCCGAAACAUUUACUUUAAGAAAAAAGAGUAAAAAUGAUAGGAGUGUACUGAUAUUUUUUUUGGAAACGUUUAAUGAUAUGGAUGUGUCUAUUUCUACCAGCCGAAGGAGCACCAAGCAUUUUUUUCCCCAGUAAGGAGGAAGACGACAUUUGGAGUAACUAACAACUGCAGAAAGUAGAACUGAGUUGUAUUUUUUGUUCUUACUGAGUGGAAAAAUGGAGAACGAAGUCUUUUCUCCACUCCUUGAGCAGUUUGUGCUCACCCCACUAGUGACAUGGGUGAAGACUUUUGGACCUUUGGGUGGAAAAGAUGGUGGGCAACUUGCCGAAUACAUUGAAUUAGUGGAUGGCAUCUAUUUAAAUGAGAUAAUGCUUCAGAUUAAUCCUAAAGCAACUGUCCAAAGAACAAACAAGAAGGUGAACAAUGAUGUGACACUCAGGAUACAAAAUCUAUCCAUUUUGGUACGGCAGAUCAAAUCAUAUUACCAGGAGACUUUACAGCAGUUAAUCAUGAUGCCCCUUCCAAAUGUCCUGGUGUUGGGUAGAAAUCCUCUCUCUGAACAAGGUCUGGAUGAAAUGAAGAAAUGUCUGUUACUUUUGCUUGGUUGUGCAGUUCAGUGUGAGAAAAAGGAAGAAUUCAUUGAGAAAAUCCAAACCUUAGAUUUUGACACAAAAGCUGCAAUUGCAUCCCACAUUCAAGAGGUGACUCACAAUCAGGAGAAUGUGUUUGACCUACAGUGGAUGGAUGUUGCUGAUUUGUCCCAGGAGGACCUUGACUCUCUGUCCAGGAACAUGGCAUUACAUCUAAAACGAAUUGUUGAUGAGAGGGAUGAAUAUUCAGAGACAAUUGUAGAACUUUCCCAGGAACAGGAAUGUGGGCAUUUUUCACCCAAUGCACCAGCGGCACAGUCACCCAAUGGAUCACCAAGCAUGCGUCGCACAGAAAGCAGACAACACUUGUCAGUGGAGCUAGCAGACGCCAAGGCAAAAAUAAGAAGGCUUAGGCAAGAACUGGAAGAGAAGAGUGAGCAGCUGCUAGACUGUAGGCAAGAGCUGGAGCACAUGGAAACAGAGCUGAAACGGAUUCAGCAAGAGAGUAUGCUGUUGCUGGCAGAUGCCCGUUCAGCCAGAGCGUAUCGUGAUGAGCUGGAUGCUCUCAGAGAAAAGGCAAUUAGAGUUGACAAGCUUGAAAGUGAAGUCAGCCGGUACAAAGAAAGAUUACAUGACAUUGAAUUUUACAAAGCCAGAGUUGAGGAAUUAAAGGAAGAUAACCAAGUUCUAUUGGAAACAAAGAUCAUGUUGGAGGAUCAACUAGAAGGAUCUCGAGCCCGUUCUGACAAACUGCAUGAGCUAGAGAAAGAAAAUCUACAAGUGAAGGCAAAAAUACAUGACUUGGAGAUGGAACGUGAUAUUGACAGAAAGAAAAUCAAGGACCUGUCAGAAGAAAACCUGGCACUGGAAAUGGCUCAAAAACAGAGUAUGGAUGAAUCAUUGCAUCUUGGCUGGGAAUUAGAGCAGCUUUCCAAGACCACUGAGCGCUCAGAAGUGCCUCAAAAAUCAUUGGGUCAUGAAGUUAGUGAAUUGACUUCAAGCCGAUUGCUUAAGCUGGAAAUGGAAAACCAGAGUCUUUUAAAAACGGUUGAAAACCUUAGAACUACAACGGAUCCUUCAGAAGACAGUAACCCGAGGUUCCUGAAAAUGGAAAAAGAAAAUCUGAGAUUAAGCAAAAAGUUGGAAAGGCUUGAGAAUGAAAUGAGCAUCGAGAAGCAAAGCCUGAUAAAUGUAGAAAAUUUGAGCCACGAUCUGAUGAAAGAGAAAGCUCAACUUGAAAAGACUAUUGAGACCCUUGGAGAAAACUCUGAAAGACAGGUGAAAAUAUUGGAGCAAGAAAAUGAACACUUAAAUCAAACCAUAUCCUCCUUAAGACAACGCUCCCAAAUAAGUGCAGAGGCAAGAGUAAAGGACAUUGAAAAAGAGAACAAAAUCCUGCAUGAGUCAAUUAAAGAAACUAGCAGCAAGCUAAACAAGAUGGAGUUUGAAAGGAAACAGCUUCGAAAGGAGCUUGAACAUUAUAAAGAAAAGGGAGAAAGGGCUGAAGAGCUGGAGAAAGAGGUGCAUCGUCUGGAGCGGGAAAGUGAACAGCUUCAGAAAAAAAUUACAGGCCUAACUAUCACCUGCGAUAAAGUGGAGCCAUUGGAGCAAGAAAACUUAAAUUUAGAGGUUGAGAACAGAAAGUUAAAGAAGAAACUGGACAGCUUGAACAAUCUCAGCUUUCAGUUAGAGACGCUGGAGAAAGAAAACACACAGCUUGAUGAAGAAAAUUUAGCUCUAAGAAGAACAGUAGAGUCAUUAAAGUCAUCCUGCAUCAAGGUGGCACAGCUGGAACUGGAAAACAAAGAGCUGGAAAAAGAAAAAUGGCAGUUGAAGAAAAGCCUGGAUCAGAUGAAAGCAUCUUCUAAGAAAACAGAGCGCUUGGAGGUCAGCUGUCAAGGGCUCGAUACAGAAAACCAAAUGCUCCAAAAGGCACUGGAGAACAGCAACAAAAAGAUCCAGCAGCUUGAAAGUGAACUAAAGGAGGUGGAGACUGAAAACCAAAGCUUGCAAAAAAGCCUGGAGGAGCUCAAAAUUUCUAGCAAACGCUUAGAGCAAUUAGAAAAAGAGAAUAAGAUACUGGAGCAAGAAACUUUGCAGCUGGAAAAAGACAAAAAACAACUGGAGAAGGAGAACAAGAGGCUUCGACAGCAGGCUGAGAUCAGAGACGUCACAAUUGAUGAAAACAACAUGAGAAUUGUCAACCUGGAGAAAGAUAAUAAGUCACUCAAUAAAGAAAUGAAUGUUUUCAAAGACUCAUGCGGACGAGUCAAAGACCUGGAAAAGGAAAACAAAGAGCUUGUAAAACAGGCCACAAUAGAUAAAAAGACUCUAGUAACAUUACGAGAGGAGCUGGUGAGUGAGAAACUGAAGGCUCAACAAAUGAAUAAUGAUCUUGAAAAACUGACACAUGAGCUGGAAAAAAUAGGAUUAAACAAAGAGGGACUCUUAGAUGAUGAGCAAAGUACAGAAGACAGUAGAUACAAGCUGCUGGAGUCUAAACUUGAAUCCACAUUGAAAAAGUCUCUUGAGAUAAAAUUAGAAAAGAUUGCUGCCCUUGAAGCUCGCUUGCAGGAAUCUUCAAACCUGAACCAGCAGCUUCGCCAGGAACUCAAAACCGUUAAAAAGAACUAUGAAGCACUUAAGCAGAGAGAGGAAGAGGAACAUAUGAUGCAGAGCUCUCCACCCAGAGCGGGUGAAGAAACCCCGACUGUCAGUAAAUGGGAGGAGAGUCAUGAAGCCACUCGGGAGCUUCUAAAGGUCAAAGACAGGCUAAUUGAGGUGGAAAGGAAUAAUGCUACACUCCAGGCAGAAAAACAGGCCCUGUGGACACAGCUAAAACAGUUGGAGAGCCAGAGUGAUAAUCUACUGGCACAGAUCCUAGCACUCCAGAGACAAACAGCCACUUUACAAGAGCACAACACUACGUUACAGACACAGAGUGCUAAACUUCAGGUGGAGAAUUCAACUCUAAAUUCACAAAGUGCAUCACUGAUGACCCAGAACUCACAACUUCAGUUUCAGCACUCCACCAUUGAAAGUGAUAACGAAUCCCUAAUCAAAGAAAAAGAAGAGCUAAAAUCCAUGUAUGACUUGCUAGUAAAAGAUCACGAGAAACUAGCAGCCCUCCAUGAACACCAGGCAGCAGAGUAUGAAUCGCUCAUCAAUAAACAUGGCAGCCUUAAAUCGGUCCACAGAAACCUAGAAGUGGAGCACAAGGACCUUGCGGACAGGUACAAUCACCUACUCAAGCAAAAGGCCCAGUUAGAAGAGCUGGAGAAAGUCUUGAAAGCAGAGCAGGAGAACAUGCUCUUAGAAAAGAAGAGCCAUGAAACUACAUCUGCAGAGUAUCAGAACCUGCGUGAUGAAAACGACAAGCUGAAUCAAACAUACUGCCAAUUACUGAAAGAGAAUGAAGGACUGCAGGCUGACCACAAGAAUAUCAAAGGUUUGCUGAAUAGCGCAACGCUUGAGCAAACCCGGCUGGAAGCAGAAUUUUCCAAGUUAAAGGAACAGUAUCAGCAGCUAGAUAUUACAUACACGAAACUGAACAAUCAGUGUGAGUUGCUGAGUCAGCUAAAGGGAAAUCUGGAAGAAGAAAACAGACAUCUAUUAGAUCAAAUCCAGACCUUGAUGCUUCAGAAUAGAACCCUGCUGGAGCAAACUAUGGAAAGCAAGGAUCUGUUCCAUGUUGAACAGAGACAGUACAUAGACAAGCUGAAUGAGCUCAGGAGGCAGAAGGAGAAGCUGGAAGAGAAGAUCAUGGACCAGUAUAAAUUUUAUGAACCUUCUCCACCAAGGAGAAGGGGUAACUGGAUCACCCUGAAGAUGAAAAAAUUGAUAAAACCCAAAAACCGUGAACGUAUUAAGUCUCUGACCCUCACACCGUCACAGUCUGAAUCAAGUGACGGAUUCCUGAACUUACCCCAGCAAGACAGUCAGGAUAGCUCCUCAGUGGGAUCUGGCUCUAAUUCCCUUGAUGAUAGCCUGUCUUUUGGGAAUAAGAAGAGCAGCCUGGCUGCACUGAAAAGGUUGCCCUUUAUGAGGAACAGACCGAAGGAAAAAGACAAAAUGAAGGCCAUCUACCGUCGUUCCAUGUCCAUGAAUGACCUGUUGCAAACCAUGGUCCAGGCAGGAAGACAGUGGACAGAUAGUUCUGAGAAUCUGGAUGAGCCUGAUGUUGCUGCUGCCAGGCUGAGGAGGAAAGAACUGGGAGCUAUGGCCUACUCCACAACAGCAAUCAACUGUGCUACACUGAACCCUUCUGCUGGCUUCAGAUCCAAGCCCAGGCAUAAGUCGAAAGACAAUGCAUCUUGUGAAGAUGUUGCUCCUCAGGUCACAGAUGAAUCUAGUCAUGGUUUAAGAAUUCGUGCUUCCAGACCAGUCAGCUCUGAUAGUUGCAAGACAACCAGCAGUAACAGCAAUAAUAAUGCUUUGUCUAAUGAUGCUAAAGCAAGUGCACUAAAUGGCGGCCACAGCAGUCCCCAUAGUCAAAGCAGCUGUGAAUUUAGUCUGAGCCUUGAUAAUGAAGUGUGGUCAAGCAGCAGCAGUCCUGUCCAGCAGACUGGUCAGCUUUCUCAGAGAUCUUCAAAACAGAGUCCUCUACUCGUUCAGAAAACAUUGGACGUUCCAUCUCAGCAGAAAAGAAAAUCUGCUUCCCCUGGAAGUGAGGUUGUCUCUUUGCAACAGUUUUUGGAAGAGAGCAACGUGCAUUCACCAAUAAAUUCUGGUAGCCAGGAGAACCUUGUGGAUGAGACCAUGAGGCAGGUCAGUGAUUCUUCAGAACCAGCAGGAACAGUGAAGGCACCCAGGAACUCCUGUAGCAGCCGCGGAAUUUUGAGAUCAUCAAGCGACAGAACCACGGUGGAUUUCACAGGUGGCAGGCCUCCCAAACCUGGACAGACAGUCAGACCUAGCCUUAGAAAGGCAGAAAGCACACGUAUUAAAAGUACAGCUGUUAGACCUACAUUAAGCGCUCAGGGAAAAGUCACAUCUCUUGCUGAAAAGUUAGACACUGUGAAGCCGCAACUGACACAGAGAGAUUGCAGCAUCUUUUCUACCUUACCCCGUGCCAGCAGUGUGAUCUCGACGGCUGAAGGCUCCACCAGGAGGACAAGCAUUCAUGACUUUAUGUCCAAAGACACUAGAAAACCAGUAUCUGUUGAUCCUUCCCCAACUAAGGCUACUAAUAGAAGCAACCAACAAGCAACCAGUGAGUACCACUUAGACCGCCAUCUCCAGUUCCCUCAUCAUGUACCUUACCAAAACCCUUCAGAGCCAAUUCUGCAGAAAUGCAGCCAAUCCACUUCCCUUGGUCGUGGUCAUUCUCCAGUUAUUGAAGGAGCAUAUACAGGGAAUAGAGGUCAAAAAGCAUCAAGUUCUAAAUCAUUCAUAGGUUCAACUUUCACAGUUGAUUCUGUGUUCAUUGACUCUGUAGAGCCACACAGUGACAGCGUAGCUUCCUUCAUCACUACCAGUGCAAGUCAGCCAUUCUUAUCUUUAAACACAUCCUUAGUUAGUAACAUAAGUGGUCUGCCGCUAAGGGCCACUCCAAGGCCUACUGACAUAACUUUUGUGUCACCUGUUAAAGCAGUGCUGAACGAGUAUAGUGUACAUGAUUCUAGCCUUGAGAAUACCCUCCCCACUGGUGAGCCUACUAAUGCAGAACAUGUCAACAUUAACAAUGAGUCUGGGUCACCGUCAUUAACUUCUGAAGACAACCAGUCCCUGUGGUAUGAGUAUGGCUGUGUUUGAACCACACAAUGUGUAUUUACAGGAAAUUGUAGACACCUUGAACUUUAUAUAGCCGUACAUGUUAAAGCAAAAUAUCGUUAUGUAGGCUUAUACUCAAGGUAUUGCUCACCACAUUGCAUGCUUUCUAAAUGAUUUUCAAGACUUGUAAUUGUUAAUAUUCGUAUUACUUUUUGCACUAUUGUCAAAAGUUUUUUGGAUGUUUGUUUUGCAAUAUACAGUAUCAGCUAAUAUAGCUCCAUAGAUUAUGCUUAUUAAACACAGGACUUUGGGGUUACCAAUGCAUGUGCAGUAGACACUUUCAUACUAAAGGUUUAAAAUUACAAUUUUUUAAACCAUAAACUGCUUAUAUGUAAAAAAUAUAUAUAUAUUUAUGACUUGUAAAACAUUUUUGAGGGAUAUGUUUAAAGAUCUAUAAAAUGCUGAACGAUAGACAAGUGACAAAUCACUUUUAAAGUCUAAUUACUUACAUAAUAGAAAAGUUGAAAAUGUUAAGGUUGCAUAUAAGAAACUAAGUAACAGGUAUUGUUAAUAUAAUCCACAUAACAUAUGCACAAAGCCAUUUUCUAUUUCAAGCUUUGGUCUAAGUCAAAAAAUGUAAAUCUGUAAAUGAAUCCAAAGCUUCACCAAAUGCCUUAUACUAUCUGAUCCCACAAAUAAUGACUAAAAUAAACAGUAAAGAUACAUGUACUGUGUGGUUUUUAUCUAAAUAGAAAAGCAGUGUUUAUAGUUUAACAUUACUGGUACAUAGGUUACAUAAAUGAUGUAGUUCAGUUUCAGAUAAUCUUUAGUUUAUAAGAAGUAAAAGAAAUAUAAAAGACAGCAAACAUGUAACUAACCAGAUUUUCCAAGUUUUAUUCAUCUAAAACCAAAAACCUUUGAAACUUGACAGAUGAUUUAUACUUCAUAAUAGCAUUCAGAUAUAUUUUUAAUUUAGUAUUUCCCUAUUAAAAGUAAUAGUAUGUGCUAAAUCUAUAUGAAAACACACAUAUUCUGAUAUGCAGUGGAUGUAUUACUGAAAGUCUUAAUUGUGUGAAGAUAUGUAGAUGUGUGACACUGUUUUGCAUGUUUUAUUUUCUGCAUGAAUAUAUAACUUUUGUCUUUUUUAUGUAAAUUCUGAGUUACUGUUUUGAUUCUUUAGAUCAAAUCAGUUUAUGUGUGGGAACAACAUGCACUGUGAUAUGAAAAAUCAGUAGCAUUGAAUGUUGUAUGUUAAAAAUGUAUGUUGAUAUGCAUAAAACAAAUUUUAUGUUGCUAUUUUCUGUGCAAACUUGGCUUUGGAAGUUUCCUUGCAUUUAGGUACAUGAUAGUAUUUACAGUUAGAAAAACAUGCCAGUAACUGAACAACAUAACUUAUGUAAGUUACAACAGAGCACAAGUUAUGUAAUUGUGCAGUAAUUUGUCUAUUACUGUAUUGAUUAUGUAUGGUGCAGAUUAAUAUCAAUCUCAUUGUAUUCAGAAAUAAUAUGAAAUGCCUUUCUUCUGCAGAUGUGAAAAUUUUACAAGAGCACAGAAAAUCAAAAAGCAGAACUGGGGAGCAACAUAGCUCCUAAACAUAGCCACCUACCACCGACAAAGUGGGCUAAGUGGUGAGUGUCCUGCCCAAAGUAUAAAUGCAGAAAAUCCUAUUUAACAAACUAACAACAUUGCAUAUAUUCUGUAAUUGUGCGUUAUAACAAAUAAGUGCAUAUCUGCUUGCUUUUGAAUUGUUUGUUUUGCAUAUAUUCAAGUAAUGCCAAACCGCAUUACUGCAUCUUCAUCUGCAUGCCUGGGCAGGAGACUUACAUUUCUGCUUAGUGCACAAAUGUACAUUAUCUUGACAAAUGCAGUGCAUUAAACACCACAACACUUUCAUGUUAUUUUUGGUUAAUUUCUAAGUAAAUGUAUUAA
Molecule: messenger RNA, 8851 nt
Organism: Polyodon spathula (Mississippi paddlefish)
Lineage: Eukaryota; Metazoa; Chordata; Actinopteri; Acipenseriformes; Polyodontidae
Product: girdin-like
Exons: 31
Coding region: 836-6964 (2042 amino acids)
Biological process (GO): cytoplasmic microtubule organization; cytoskeleton-dependent intracellular transport
Cellular component (GO): cytoplasm; centrosome
Molecular function (GO): dynein light intermediate chain binding; microtubule binding
Source: RefSeq, a predicted model, not a curated record